CGGCAUCGUUCCCCCGCCUCCCCCACCGAUCCUCAGAAUUGCGACAAUGAGCGGCGCGGGCGAGAACCGCUGGCGGAGGCCAGGACAAGGUAAUUCGAAGGACGGACGACAGCAACCUACCGCGCCGACAGGCAAUGCGUGGGGCAACAAGGCCAUUCAGGGCAACAAGCCUGCAAGUCUAGGACAGGCAGCGCCAGCUUCUGUUCCCAGGGAAGAGCACGUCCCCGUGCGUGACUUCAAUGCAGUCGAGGUCAGGGACUAUCUGAAGAAGAAGUACCGUGAGACCGUUGCGGAUCAUCCAGCGGUAUACCACAAGGUCGAGGGUGACUCUGUUCCCAAGAGAAGCAGUGGAGUGUGGGGUGCCAGAGGCGCCGGCACAUCACACAAGAUGCCUAACGGGCAGAACUUCUUCGACGUGCUCAAGAAGCAGCUCGCCAGUCUCGACCAGAACAAAUGAUCGCGCACGAUACACACGCGUAUACACCUUUUGAUUCAGCGGCAUUACAAGGGCAUUGCGGGCGUUCUGCGAGACACGGUUUGUCUACGGGUGGAUGGCUUCUUUGCGGUAACAUGCAGAAGCCUGGACUGUCCUACACCAUGGCGUUGUGGACAUGAUUCAUAUGGGUAUGCAUCUCUUGGUUUGUGGGUAUGGUCAAAGCGAUACUCGUUUGCAUUACGGGCGUCCUUGGUAUGGCACGAACACCGAUUGAGCAUAGAGCGCGGUCAAGACUGUGCAUAUUGUUCUUUAUGUACAAAGUCAAUUGUGGUAAAACGCUUGCGAUCGGGAACAUAGGCACGAGCACGUUCUUACUACAUCAACAUCAAUAAAAG
Messenger RNA from Macroventuria anomochaeta, 831 nucleotides. RefSeq lists its product as uncharacterized. The coding region runs from base 47 to 457 and encodes 136 amino acids. The record is from RefSeq and is a predicted model, not a curated record. The transcript is spliced from 5 exons. Lineage: Eukaryota; Fungi; Ascomycota; Dothideomycetes; Pleosporales; Didymellaceae.